UUUCAGCUUUUACAUUUUGAACAGAAAUCGCUUCGGUUUUUGUCGUAGAAAAUAGUUUACAAAAUUUGUGUUUAAAUAGUGUUAUUAAGCAGUGUUUUUUUGAGAAAUGGAUCCUCUCUACAUUACUCAUCGUAAAACCAGUUCCAACAGCUUCACUUUUGCGGAAAUGCAGCAAAAUUUUGAACUUUUCUGUACAACAUCAUCGUGCAACGUACUUGCGUUUACCACAGCCAACGAACUAACGGAGCAGUCGCCGAUUCAAGGCUGGGGUUUCCACAUUUACGUGGUGGACCUGAAUACACCGUGGUUUCCCUAUAAAGUGUGUUCGAAUAAGUAUCCCGUAUCAACUCUAGAAUGGGAUGUUCUGGGACGAUUUCUGCUGAUAGGCGACCGCAAUGGAAAUGUUCAGAUUUAUGCUCAGAAAGAUAAUUUGCUAUCCGAAUGGAAAGCGAUUUAUAGUGUAAGGUUUCCGGGGGAAAACAUCAUUGGUGCGGCUUUUUUUCACAACGGUCGGAAAAUGAUUCUACAGAUGGACAAGAAGGAUCAGUACUUGUACAUGGAGAAGUUUCAUAAAGUAAAGUUUGCGGCCAGUGUCCGUCAAUUUGGGGGUGUCCCGGUAGAUGGAGUCUUAAUAAUAUCUGCUACUGGCAUGUUGGGUGCUUUUAUUAUACCGUGUGAAUCGAAUGCCAACAUACAGAAAUUACAAGAACCUAUCAAGCUGAUACCGGUGACGGAGAGCUUAGGGGUGACCAGAAACUACUAUACUACAGCAAGUAUUUGCUAUUCUAAGAAUGGUAGCUUUAUGAUAGCAGUUGGGAACGGUGACACAAAAUCAGCCAAUUCCAGCAUGAUUCAAUGCUUUCGGGUGUCAGUGAAAAAAACUGGAGAAAACCUAGAUAUUGAUAGCGCUGCGUUACCCAGCUUUUUCUUAGCGGAAGGAUUGGGUAAAGAUCUGAGAGACCUCCGAGUGGUGUAUGUCAAAUGGGUUUUCAACGAGGAUGCGGACUCGUUAAUUGUUGCAUCAAAUCACGCUGCUGGAGGUUGCUUCGUAGAGCAGUGGGAACUAACCGAAGAGUCCACCCCAAUUCAUAAAUUGUUUCAAAGUAACAAAAACGAAGCAUUCAAGACGCUAUUGUGGAUAAGCAAAAAUCAGUAUCGAUUUAACACGAAGGUGGUGAAAGUGUCGACUACGAGGUUGAAUUUUUUGAGUUGCUCAUUCAUAUACUUAGCAAUGAGCGACAACAGCAUUCAUUGUCUACAAAGGGACACUUUCAAGCGUCUGACUUGUACAAAUAUCAUUUCACUUCGAGAUCCUAGCGAUCAUUCUAGCAAACAGAUGAGGCUGGGUGUAAAAAUAGGAGCUAUUGAUAUAUCGCAGUUGGGGCAUCUGUUUGUAGCUCUCGACACAUUCGGACAACUGUAUGUCUAUCGCUGUAAUUUCAUGUGUCAGGAUCAACUGGGAACGCCAGCGUUAAUCGUGCAAACCGUAAAUCUUUUAGAAUACUGUUUAGUUACCGGUUUUGACUGUUUGGAUAUAUUUCUGACGUUGAAACCACAAAUUCUUGACAACAUAUUGGAACGCCUUACCGAAAAUUUUCACCGCCAGCCUCCCAAUGUUCAACAGUAUUACUAUGUAAAUUUUCUUACCAUGAAGAUUGCAUUGUACAGAUUGUCGAUUUCGGGACAACAAAGAGCAUACGAUUUAUCCAAUUUGUUGAUUUUACACUCAAUUCUGACUGCUUUCAAAAGUUUGCUUCGACCAUCGGAUUUGACGUCGCACGAGAAAGGUCCUGCUGAGAAUCUAGCCAUGGUUUUAUCCGAAUCCGUUCCGGAUGUCGACAAAGUACUGUUGAACUUGGAAGCAAAAGACUUUACCAUGGAACGUUCAACACUGCAAAGUUUGCAGCAACUGAUUCAAUGGGUGGCUGAUUUGGCGCUCAACAUCCUCGCCAAGUUACCUGAAAGUCGAGCGUUCAUGUCCAACAAAUCUCAAGGGUAUGACAUCAGCAAAGACAUCGUAGCAUUGACGAAUAUUCGGGAGCUGCUGGUCAUGAUUCGCAUAUGGGGACUGCUGAAUCCGCAAUGUCUCCCUGUAUUCUCCCGCUCGGCAGACAACCUGGAUAUACUGCUAACGUUGUUUCGUUUACUAACAAAGCUGUCAAUAAACCCAAACGAACCGGAUGACUUGUUGCUGGACGAAUGUUGUCUACUUCCGAGUCAGGUUCUCAUUCCGCAGCUACAGUUUGUACCAUCGCGAACGAUGAUUGCAUCGCCAUUGUUGCCGCAUGUCAGUUUGCCCGUGAUGUGCGAUUAUGGCGUCGAGAAUGAAUCGCUUAAAUUUUGUCCGGAGGUACCAAUAGUGGAAGGGGGUCUAUCCAAUGACAACGUGAUCGAUUCGGUCAUGUAUCUGCAGUUGGGUAGGAGACCGCCCUCGUUGCGUCGUUGUACCCGCUGCGGAUCGAGCAGCAGUGUGAUCAGUGUGGCCAAAACCGCUGCUAUGAAGGCCUGGGAGCAGCGGUGGAUUGAUAAAUGCCGAUGUAACGGCUUCUGGAGACUGGAAGUGGCAUAGCCUUCCCGGAAAGGCUAAUUAUGACAAGAAACAGGUGAAAUUUCACUAAUCGGCAAUAGUUAAGUUUCUACAGUGUACGUCGCUUAUACAGAACAUCAAUGAACUGGCUAUAUUUAUUGAUUUAUCAAUCAUUUCCUCAUACAUCGCUGCUCAAUCUCCGUUUUCACAAUGCAAUCGUAAUGGAAUAAUUGUGUAGACCACAGCAUAAUUAUUACUUAAUAAAAAGUUUAUAGCUUUAACACUAAAA
Topomyia yanbarensis is the source of this 2816-nucleotide messenger RNA. RefSeq names its product mediator of RNA polymerase II transcription subunit 16 (gene MED16). Gene Ontology annotation, cellular component: mediator complex. The record is from RefSeq and is a predicted model, not a curated record. Bases 107 to 2569 code for a protein of 820 amino acids. NCBI's taxonomy places the organism in Eukaryota, Metazoa, Arthropoda, Insecta, Diptera, Culicidae. Gene Ontology annotation, biological process: positive regulation of DNA-templated transcription. The transcript is spliced from 7 exons.